This is a messenger RNA of Seminavis robusta, 1266 nucleotides long. The record is from the annotation of a GenBank genome assembly. NCBI's taxonomy places the organism in Eukaryota, Bacillariophyta, Bacillariophyceae, Naviculales, Naviculaceae.
UAUUUUAAUAGCUAGCUAGUAUGAUAUCUUCCCACAAAACAAAAUCAAAACACACAAAAUCGUCUCAAACUAACCAAAAGCAAAUACAAAUUACCAACCAACAUAUCUAUCAUGAUGUACAAGCGUGUCCCAGUUCAAAUUGCGGUAGUUGCCUUCCCCAACUCAAACACUGCGGCCUCUGCUGCCGGCAAUCUAGCCACGACUUUGGCGCUCAAAGGCGUUACAUGUGCCAAUCUUGUGAUUGUCAAAAAGGAUGAGGACUCCAAGGUUACGAUCAAGGAAUAUGGAAAAGAUGGUCCAUUCAAUGGCUUUAUUGUGGGAGGCACCAGUGGAACAUUUGUGGGAGCUGCUGUCGGUGGCAUUGCCCUAUCACUGCUUGGACCCAUCGGCAUGGCGGCGGGUGGCAGUGUAGGAGCUAUUGCGGGAGGUGCCAUCGGAGCUUUAAAUGGUACCAUCACUGGCACUGCCAAAGCUGUCAUGGUGGAGAGUGUGGACAAGGAAAAGAUACAGUUAUUGGGGUCAUGCCUCACACCCAAUUCCUCGGCUUUAGUAGCUGUCUUUGAAGAAGUAGUCAUGACAAAGUCGGAAUUGAAGAAGAAACAUUCUGACAAACUCAAGGAAGUGGAUGAAGUUACAAAGCUGGCAGCAGAAACCAUCAGUUCUGCAUUGAAGCAAGACCAGUUUGUUGGAGUUGGUCUUGAUGUGGAUGAUGAGGGCAUUCUGCUGAGUCGGACUAUUGUCAGUGAUGAUAAGAUCAACAUUGGUACUUUCAUGCUGACGCCGGAACUUGAAGAGUGCUUGGUUUCUACAGUAUCAAUAAACAAAGAUGGCGAAGCUUCAGAGAAAGACUUGGUGACUGAUGAGGGUGGUGUCUUUCUAGGUGGUGUUCUAGUUCAAGAAGAUGCACUUCUCUAUGAGGUUGGAGCUGUUGAUCCAGAUUCUGAAAAGGUUAGCAUUCGAAAAACUCCAGAAAUUGGUGGUGGUGCUGCUGCUGCCAAGCCUGUGUCUCCAGAACCACGUGAUGGUGCCCAGAAGGGCGCCCAUGAAGUCUCGUGCUAGCAGGACCUGGCACUGGCACUGGUAGUCUACCGGUAUCCGACAAAUGAAUGGCUUGCUUCCAAAGAUGGAAAGGAUAUUUUGGAUCCAUUGUAUGAUAUUUCGUGGCCCUGCCAGAUGGGGCACUGUUCUGGGCACUCCAUUUUUAUUAAUAAGUAAAUGUAACCAAUGUAGAUAAGAAAGUCAGGCUUAGACUGGAAAACAACGCGC